Messenger RNA from Cylicocyclus nassatus, 1304 nucleotides. NCBI's taxonomy places the organism in Eukaryota, Metazoa, Nematoda, Chromadorea, Rhabditida, Strongylidae. The record is from the annotation of a GenBank genome assembly.
GGUGCUGGAAUGGAUAGUACGAUUCAUUUAUACUCAGCACUAUUACUCAUGCUUGAUGGCUUUUGACAAGGCGGCAGGGUUUCGUUACGAGUUGGAACGAAUAUAUAAGCGAUUUCUGAAUAACGAAGACUCAGAACUCGAUAUUCCAGCCGCUGGAGAAAUGCUCAGGGAGCUUGACUGGUUACAUAAAUUGAUGCUCUAUAGUUCAAUAGUACCAUGCGUAAUUGUUUGCCUUCUUGGGUUAUUUCAUGUCUAUUUUUUCAUGAUGUACACUUCUAACGAAGAAAUACGAUCUGGUAUGUAUUACCUUGUCAUGAUGCCACCGGUAACAGUGGCAACAUCGCUGAUGGCCAUGUUCAUUCCUCGUUCAGCUGGAUUUCUUUCCGCUGUCACCACAACAUACUACAUGAUAUGCAUGUUCAUGAUAGUGCAACUGAUGUUCGAUAUGUAUGGAUGUCGACGGGCAUUGGCCCGUUACCUUAAAAGGAAUCGCAUCAAAAUCAAGUUGGCAGUACCGCCGUAUGCCUCGUAUUGCACCUGCCUACCAGAAAUACGACCUCGAUUGCGAAACAUUCUGAACAUUGAAGCGUGUAUUCUACAAACAGUAAUUGUUCGUAUUGUUCUACAGAUAUUAGAGCUUAUUGCAUAUUUUGAGUUGAGACAUCGGCACCAUGUAUUUUUCACCAUAUCAAAUCUUGUAAAUAUUAUAUCAAUGUACAUAUCAUUGUAUUUUGCUUAUGUACUGAUAGAAGUAGCAAAGGAUAGGUUGGAGCCGUACCGUUUUGCAUUACUAUUCAAAAUCCAAGAUAGCAUAAUGUCCCUACCAGCACAUCAAAAGCUAAUACUGGACCUCGUUGUGGCACUGGAUUGGAUUAAAAAUGUCAAAAAUCUCCCCGCUUCUAACGUUGCAAUGUUUUACUUGAAUUUCUUGCUUAUAUGGGAAUUCCUCCUUGUGUCGCUUUUUUCCACGUAUGCAUUCGAACCAGACAAAACCAAGUUAUUCGACGUACUUUACCGAAAGCAAGAUGAAGAGGAGGAUCUCAAAACGGCUUCAAUACAACAAGAAGAGUUUUUGAAUUCCGUAUUAUCAGAAUCUUGUGAGGAAAUACAGCCUCCAGCCAGGCGUACAAGAUCGUAUCUGAAGUUUCAUUAAAAAUUCGUCUUCUGUCGAAUCGGUUGUUGAGGAGAGAUUGGAUUUUUGAGCCUCGUCCAACUUCUUCGAUUCAGAAGAUGUUGCUGGGUCCUACAAAGAAUCUCACAUUACUAAAGUAGUUGUCUUAAUCUGGCCAUAUGAAAAUUGUAGC